Botrytis sinoallii is the source of this 528-nucleotide messenger RNA. RefSeq lists its product as uncharacterized. The transcript has 2 exons. NCBI's taxonomy places the organism in Eukaryota, Fungi, Ascomycota, Leotiomycetes, Helotiales, Sclerotiniaceae. The record is from RefSeq and is a predicted model, not a curated record. The coding region runs from base 1 to 528 and encodes 175 amino acids.
AUGAAGAGGAGAAGGAGAAGGGAAGAGGAGGGAAAGAGGGAGGGAAGAGGAGGGCAGAGGAGGGCAGAGGAGGGGAGAGGGAGGGACGAGGGGAAGAGGAGGGAAGAGGAGGGGAAGAGGAGGGAAGAGGAGGGAAGCGAGGGAAGCGGAGGGAAGAGGAUGGAAGAGGAGGGAAAGAGGAGGGAAGAGGAGGGAAGAGGCGGGACGAGGAGGGAAGAUGGGAUCGCGGGUAAGAGAGAAGGGAAGAAGGAAGAGAAGAGAGAAGAGAGAAAAGAGAGAGAAGGAAGAGAAAAGAAAGAGAAAAGAGAAGAGAAGAAAAAACGAGAAGAGAGAGAAGAGAAGAGAAAAGAGAAGAGAAAGAGAGAAGAGAAGAAAGAGAAGAGAAGAGAGAGAAGAGAAAAGAGAAGAGAAGAGAAGAGAAGAGAAGAGAAGAGAAAAGAGAAAAAGAGAGAGAAGAGAAGAGAAGAGAGGAGAAAGGAGAAGAGAGGAGAGGAGAGAGAGGAAAAGAGGGAGGAAGAGGAGAAUUAA